UCUAGAUUGUGGAAAGCGCCUUGACGGUCAAAUUUUCUUCGGCGUUUUUUAACUUUUUCUCGUCCGUUCCGGGAGGGUUGGUUUUUGGCCGGAAACUCGUCGUCAUUCCCCCCACGAUUUUCACGAGCCCGUAUUCUUGAAGGACAAAAAAAGAAGUGCCGAAUAGCCCCCCCAAUCUUACAUAUUUCCAAUUUGUGUGUUUCCCCUUGCGUGAGUUGAUGGCUUGUCUCACGGCCGUCUGCCGUUCCGAAUUUCGUGUUGAGCAAUUUUUUUACGGCACACACAUUCGCCGGAUGGCCAACAUUCAACAAAAGAAGCGCUGCUGCGGUAAGAGAUUCCAUUCGGACGAGCAAAUCAAAUUGACGCAAUAGUCUUAUAUUAGUUUAAGUAGCCCCCAAAAAAAUACGGGAGUGAAAAAGGGAAUACCACCCGUGUGUGGCAACAACAACUCCCGACCGCGCCGACUCCGGUCUAGCCGAACCGGAAAAGAAAAAAGAAAAAGAACGAACGAAUCAACAAACAACUAAAAAACGACCAAUCCCAUCAGAUAGCAAAAAGAAGGCUACCAGUUAUAUUCACUAGGACAACGGACAGUAUGGUCACCUUUAUUCUUGAUUGCCGUUUGCUGUCCAAUUAUUAAUUCCCCAGUGCGACAGUUUUCAUUACAUAACAGAAGAACAGUUUUGUGUAUCUCGAAUCGGUUGAAUCACUCGUGUGCGGGAGGAUAAGAGCGAUAGAGAGAGCGAAAAGCCGUUCUAUACAUCAAGGAAAAAAGAGAGUUGCUCUCUGCGUGGGUGGAAAGGAAAAAACCGCAACUCGGUCGUGGGAUAGAAAAAGAGAAAGUCCGUCGUCGUCGUCGCUGGCGUCGCUUCCAUCGCUGCUGCUGCUGCCACAGCCAUCCCUCCCGAAAAUGAGCCGGCCUCUGACGGCCAACUCUCGCAACGAAGCCGAAAUGAUGUCGAAAGCCAAACGCCAACAAACCAUGGCGCAGGAUCCACUUGAGAAGCUUCGUUGUCAACUGCUGGCUCGCGGAGCCACCGGCAUUAUCGGAUUUGGCAAGGUAUUCCGUCGCAUGGAUGACGACGGAAAUCGCUCGCUGUGCUACGAAGAAUUCCGCAAAGGAAUUGAAGAAAGCGGCGUCAAGACCGAAGAUGGAAGUCGCGCACUCUUCGAUGCUUUUGACAAGGACGGUUCCGGAUCCGUUUGCAUCAACGAAUUUCUGAAAGCUAUACGGCCGCCCAUGUCGGAAGGUCGCAAGCGAGUCAUUGCGGAAGCUUUUAAAAAACUCGACCGAACUGGAGACGCAAUCGUUACUCUCGAAGAUUUGAAUGGCGUCUACAAUGUCAAACACAAUCCAAGAUAUUUGAGCGGAGAAGAGACUGAAGAGCAAAUUCUCAAAAAGUUCCUCGCUAAUUUUGAAUCAAAUGGUUCAAUCGAUGGAAUGGUGACGUACGACGAAUUUCUAGACUAUUACGCCGGAGUCAGCUCGUCGAUUGAUCACGACGCCUACUUUGAUCUGAUGAUGAGACAGGCGUGGAAAAUCUAAUCGAUUAUUCCACACUGUUCAUUCUGUGCUCCCCCCCAUUCAUAUCUUGACGGAGUAUAGUACGACGAGCGAAUCUUCUGAUGAGGGAGGAUCUUUAUGGCUGCCGAUAGAUAACCUAUUCCAUUUCGCCUGCGCCAAGCUCUUUCUUCUCAUGUUUUCCCCCUUCUUCCAGAAUUUCAAUUUUUAUUUUCAGGUUUUAUUGUUUCAUCCCCUUGAAAGAUUUUUUCUUGAAAUCCAAUUUUGACUUUGUCCAUUUCUUAUUGCUAUCUCGAUGCAUUACACACAUCUCCCUAUA
This is a messenger RNA of Daphnia pulex (common water flea), 1841 nucleotides long. RefSeq names its product calcyphosin-like protein. The record is from RefSeq and is a predicted model, not a curated record. NCBI's taxonomy places the organism in Eukaryota, Metazoa, Arthropoda, Branchiopoda, Diplostraca, Daphniidae. The transcript has 7 exons. The coding region runs from base 911 to 1546 and encodes 211 amino acids. Gene Ontology annotation, molecular function: calcium ion binding.